AUGACGACUACAACACGACCGGACAUCGCCUAUGCUGUGAGCUUUGUGUCGCGCUUCAUGAAGAAUCUCCAAGAAGAACACUGGGUUGCGGUCAAGCGCAUCUUUCGCUACCUACAAGGCACCAAGAUGCACGGAAUCUGCUACAAGCCAAGCGACAAGAUCGACUUUCGUGGCUACUCGGAUGCAGACUGGGCCGGCGACCUCGCUGAUCGCAAGUCGACGUCUGGUUACGUAUUCAUGCUGUUGGGUACGCCAGUGAGUUGGGGCAGCAAGAAACAGCCAAGUGUUUCGUUGUCCGUGAGUGAAGCCGAAUACAUCGCACUCAGCUUGGCGAUUCAAGAGGGCAAGUGGAUUCAUCGUCUGCUUUGUGAGAUCGUGAUGGCUGCCAAUGAAGAAGGACCGGAACUCAUGAUCCAUGAAGACAAUUAG
Messenger RNA from Peronospora matthiolae, 429 nucleotides. Lineage: Eukaryota; Oomycota; Peronosporomycetes; Peronosporales; Peronosporaceae. The record is from the annotation of a GenBank genome assembly.